AUGGCGCUGCAGCCCCCUCGCCUUUCUUUUCUUCUUCUUACCACCGUUCUCUUCUCCGUGACCACGGCGCUCCUCAGGGAUGUCGAAGCCACGGCCAAGAACUCCAACUCGCCGGCGAGGUGGACGUUCUUCGCUGAUCGUCGGCGGAUUGCGAGGAAUGCGCCCGGCAAUGAUGACAGCACGAACAGCAGCGGCAGUGCUGCUGAUUUGUCCGGCCAAAGUCACGACGACAUCGCGGACGACCUGAGAGAAAGCACUUUCAACCAAUCCUUUAAAGAUGAUGAUGGCAGUCAAAUGACUCUGGCUUGGGUUGGAAACAAGUCUGGGGUUGUGUUGGCAUUAACAGCAAGAGACUUCAAUGUGCCAUUCUUGCAGCUGUUGUUUGAUCGAAGCAAACUCUACAUAAGUACGGAUUAUGGCAAAACUUACAAGGACAUCACGGGAGAGAUAGGAAAUGGCAUGAUCAGAAAUGAUCACUCCAUCAUCUCUCAUCCACUGAAUCCACAACGGGUUGUGCUGCUGACGGAAAAGUUGGGGCACGUCAUCCUCUACUUCCUGGUGACCUCCAACGACGGAGGUUUGAACUUUGAGGUCAAGCCUAUACCGUUCGCUCCAAUGACCAAGUUCUCGUUCCAUCCGAUAAACCCCGACGUUCUCGUGUGCAUCAGCCUCAACGCUUCGCUCUUCAUCACGAAAGACUUUGGGAUUACCUGGCGUUUAAUUUAUAACCAUGUCAUCACAUAUAAAUGGGCAGAGGAUGGAUCACUCUACCUUACAUCGACGGGUGGCGACGGUCCACAAUACAACAAACAGUGGCUGCGACUGCAGAAGUCCAUCAAUUAUGGAGAUACGUUCUUGGUAAUGGCCAGUGGAAUUCAAGAGUUUGGAGUGGCCGGUCACUUCAUGUACGCGAGUGUGCUUUAUCAAAAUGCCAGACUAGCUUUGCACAUCUCCAUCGAUGGAGGCAAAAACUGGAACAUAGCCCAGCUGGCGCCCUCCAACGUGUCACGGAUAUAUGCCGUGCUGUGGUAUGAUGAAGACAUGUUGUUUAUGCAUGUUGAUGACCCAGAAGUGAAGACCUAUGGAUCCAUCUACACGUCGGACAGGCAAGGAAUCAUCUUCUCCAAGUCGCUCGACAGGCACUUCUUCACCACGUUCUUGUUCAACACCGACUUCACCCCCGUCGCGUCAAUGAAGGGCGUCUACAUCACCACCCGCAUAGCAGAAGACAACAGAGUGCAGUCACGAAUCACCUUCAACCGCGGGGGGCAGUGGCAACCUAUUUUGAAACCCAAGAACGUGGAAUGCAAAGCAGAUGUUUUGGAGUCAGAUUGUGCCCUUCACAUCCAUGGAAAAUACACGAUCCUGCAGGACAACAGUGUACCCCAGCUACUGCUCAGUGAGCAAAAUGCUAUCGGACUCAUUAUUGCACAUGGAAAUGUGGGCGCAUCGCUGAAUGCGACUGAGCGAGACGUCUACCUAUCUGAAGACGGUGGCUACACCUGGAGCCGAGUGCUGCAGGGCCCCCACUACUACAGCAUCCUGGACUCAGGAGGGCUCAUCGUGGCUGUGCCAUUCAGCUAUAGCCACACUCCAGGAGUUAUUCACUUUUCAACCGAAGCGGGGCAGACUUGGCACGAGUUUCUCUUUUCGCCAGAGAAACUCAUGGUCAAGGGGCUUGUGUCAGAGCCAGGUGCCAAGUCCACCCACGUGAGUGUGUGGGGCCACCACUUGCAGAUGACCAACCCAGUCCGCGUUGACCUUAUCUGGGUCAGCUACACGAUCGACUUCGGCAUCCUGCUGAAACGAAACUGCACGGAUGAAGACUUUGAACCGUGGUUGGCACAUUGGAUGGAGGAUCCCACCAACCAGUCGAGCGGCUGUGUCCUGGGAGUCAAGCGAACAUUCCACAUGCUCAAGAAGAACUCUUCGUGUUUGAAGGGACCUGACUAUUUUCCCAAUGAGACCCUUGGCUACUGCCCGUGCACAGAAGAAGACUACAUGUGUGACUUUGGAUACUACAAAGAUGGUGGCAAAUGUUUAGAAGAGUGGAAAUUCAACAAAACCUCGCUGUUCGUGUGCCUUACUGAACAAGAGCAGCUGGUCCAGACAGAGGGGUACCGCAAGGUGCCAGGAGACAAAUGCCAGGGAGGGGUGCAGCACAACAGCACGAGGAAGGUGACGUCGAUAACGUGCACGCACACCCUCAUCAAACCCUAUGUCGAACCCAUGUUCACGACAGCGGCAUCGUCAUAUAAGCCAAUCUCACAGAACAACCACGGAGGAGUGAUCGCUCUCGUCGUUCUUUUCGUCUUGGUCAUCAUCGGCGCGCUCGUCGUUGCGGCGAGGAGGAGCCAAGCCUUCAAGGACCGAUGUAACUCCAUUCGAUACCUGAUUCUACGAGAAGAACAAGUCAAUCUCUGAAUCCGUUCGCAAGAAGAAACCAAAAGCCUUGCUGCCUCGAUGAAGUGAGACCUUUUUGCAACAAAACAGAAAGGCGGUAAAGGUUUUCCAUGGUUAUCACACACAACAACCCGAGACGGCUACAGCAUGUAAACAUGUGGUUAUCAAUGCACAAAGUUCGACUAGAGUUUGUUUGAGGUUCUAUUACGGGUUAUCUUGCGCAAAACCUUGCUUUGGGUUUGCACGCACGGCUUCACGGCACAGAUUUGGAUUGUGUUUUGCUGUGCACGUGAUUAAAAACACAAAUUGGAUUCCGGUAUAUAAAUGGUUUGCCUAAAUUACAUAACAAUUGCCAAUUGUGUUUGCAGUGGUCUUUGCGUUCAUAGCUUCCAAAAUGAUCUUAUCAAGCUGCUGGUGCUAAUCAGAUACAUAAUUACAAAUUACAGAGAUACGUCUUCUGCUAUAGGCUGCGACUAUCAAAAUAUAAUUUCUGAUGCACUCUACAUGAAGCCAUUUGCAUCGCAGCAGGGAAGGUAUACAUAUAAGGUUAUGCGUUGUUUAAUAGUUAAAGAAGUGAAAGUUAUUUCCUGCUCAAAAAAGAGGCGGUGCUCAACUCCCACUCGCAGGCUUGAGCCAUUGGUGGAAAUUCCUCAUUCCUAUGGUGGCAACAAGUCCCCUCCACAGGAUAAACCUCUUCUCAAAGUGGUACUUUAUAGGUCCCCUUGGGGUGAUUAUAGGCUGAAUUGGUUCAUAUCACUGUUUCAUUGACCACGGACAAUGUGAUCUUUAGACAUCAACUAUUAUUUCAUCUUGAUAUGCGAGCUAGUGAUUUGGCUAAAUUUGAACAAUUUACUCGGGUGUUUCCUUAACAAGAAAGGUACGAGUGAGUUUAACGCUGACAGUGUAAAAAAGUGCGUCGGUUAAUUCUGCCUUUUAACAACCGGGGUGGGAGGGGGGUGUCCUGGAAAGUCGAUAACGCAGGUAUAUUUAUUUUCAGAUCGCGAAUGUCAGCUUCAUUGGAACAGCUUAUCAUCCACUUUUGAUAGUUUAUUGUAUCAUCCCCUUGCAGAUGGCCAUGCAAUGAACGUAUGAAUUAACUUGGUUUGUCAACUUUAUCUGCCUACUUUCAACAGAAGCCUACUUUCUGGACAAUUAAAUGUCUUGCCUUAUCGAGUUUGUUAGGGCACACCUCUGUUGUUUAACAGAGAUUGUGUACAAAAGCACAUGCAGGUACUUGCACCCACAUGACCCUAUCAACUUGUAAUUUAAUCAAAAUCAUCCAAAGUUUAAGCCUUUGCCUUUAUAAAUAUGUCUGUAUGUGCAUCGACUGCUGGUUAUUUACGUAAUUCCUAGCUUAUUAUUUCACUGUAAUAAAAUCACGAUAUUUGAUUACUUAUUUACGCGCAUGAUUUAAAUGCCCGUAUUUUAGGUGUGUCAUUUAGCGCAGGGUAAAGGACUAUCGAGUAUGCGCAGUUUGUGUGAUAUGGCAACUUGUUUUCCAGCGUGUUGUUUUGCUUGUGAAGCCUCGCGAUAUUUAAGUGAAGACGCAGCCGAUCUAAGCGUGGAUUAUUUUCUAGAUUUUGGUGGAAGGCCAGGGGGAUAUUGGAAGCCUUGGCGACAAUUAUAUCCCACUUACAUAUAUUUUAGCUUGGAUACUAUUUCAUAAGGGAGAGGGGGUAAACAUAGUUCCCUCCGUUUAUUAUUGUACAUCUUACACUUUAUUGAAGACUCUUUUUUUUGCUGAUACUGACAACAGAAACUAGCCUAUUGCUUUACGUGGCAACAACUUUACAACAGCUACUACACAUUGGUAAUUAGCAAAAUAAAUUAUUGUGAGGCUAUAGAAAUUGAGCAAUUGCUAUUUGUAAAAUGCGUGGCGAUUUCUCAGUUUCCAGCUACACACAAGCGUUCUUAAAUGCAUAUAAUUAUACAAAUCCUCAUAGAUCCAUGCACGAUAGAUUACCUGCUGAAACGCUGUAACCAUUACAGUUCUCUAUCUUCCGGUAUUGUUGCAGAUGAGACGAAUCUGUUACCUAAAUACCUGCACAAACAUCCUGAUGGUAAUGGAAAAAAUAACAUCAACAGCUCAAUACAGUUGGUGUUAACAUUGCUGCAUGUUUAUAGGCCUACAGAUAUUUAGGCUUUGCCAUCUGCAUGAUACGGGAACGCUAACUACAGCACUUUGGGCACGUCGCUCCUCGCUUGCCCUUGGCUAACUCUGCCUGCCAGGUUCUCUGUGUGAAAGAAUCUCGUGGGUGGAGAAGGUCAAAGGGUUGGCCACAGACAGUAUGGAUGAACGCAUCGGAUUGACCACUACUGUUGACAUUUGGGGGAUCUAAAGGGGGGUACAGCUCGUUAACUUUGCCAAGUACCCCGAGGAAUUGGCGCCGGGUGGUGGAUGCUGCCACACACGCUGUCUCGGCGUAUGCUCCCACACUUGACUUUAAGUCCAUUCAAAAUAAAUGUAUCCCAGAAGUGCAUUUCGCAGUUGAAGAAAUGCUUCGAUGUGGCGAGUGGAUUGCACGCAAACAACCGUGCGGCGUGGGUGGCAUGCAGUAGCAGUAGAGAGAAAAUAAGCUCAUGGCUGUGAGUUCGAAUGAGGUUCAGCGGCUCUGACAAGCAGCAAUAGCAGGAGCAUAGCGGCCCAAGUGAUGGUGCAGGGAUUGCAGUGAGGCAGACAGACAAACAGCGCAGGUGAUAAUGUCGUUUUGGCAGAUGGGCACUUUAGCUUCGUGCAGUGGUUCUCAAAGUGUGGUCCACUCUGGUCCUUCAGGUGGUCCGCGGGGUUGUGAUGCAAAUGCCGGUUGAUCUGGAACUAAUUAAUCAAUAAUUUGGUCAUGAUAUUUAAUUAACAAAAAAAUGAAGUUAGGUAAACUUCACUGAUUAAACUACUCUAACCGAACGGUCAACAUUUUUUUAAUGUUUUUGUUAUGCUAAUAUCAAUCAUUUUGUAUUGCUGGUGUUUGGAGAGAAGCGAAUGCGUUUUGUUACCAGCAGAGGGGCGGCUGGGUGGUUCGUGGAAAUGUUUGAGAAACACCGGCUUAAUAUAAUACGAAGGUAGAAAUGACCUUCCUACUGACUUGUUAACUUAGAAUGUGUUGGAGUACGCUUCGUUGAGGCUCUGGAAAGUACAAGGCAUCGUUACAGCCAUAGUUUAUGAAGCUGUUAUAUUUUUCACAUCUGCACUAUAAGAUAAAUGGCACUGUAUAGAGGUAGCUUCCAAUAUUACCACAAACGUGUGUGUAAAUAGCUCGUGUGAAUUUGAAUUAUUAGAAACUAUAUAUCAUACAAUAUAUUGGUAUGGCAGAAUUAUAUAACCGUUUUAUUUGGUGUGAAUAUAUGGUUCGUAACUUGACCUUAACAUUUUUAAAUGUCUUCGUUUGCUUAAGGGAAUUUACAUUCAAGACUUUUAGGGGUAUUAAAAUAUGAACAUGCAUUCAUAGGAAACUACGCAAGUGGUACAAUCAAGGCGCUUGAUGUCUUCGAGUAACACCAAGGAGACAAAGGGGAACACGAGCGAACGUAUGUCGGAUAGACACGUCGUUUAAUCAAAGUGCGUUCAAGUAGGACACGUUCCUCAGAGGGAUGGCAAGUGGUCGAGACUAAUGAUAGAGUUGCAACCAAGGGAUGGAACGCGCACAAUAGUCUCACGGAGAUGGAGCAAUGAAAUCACUUCGUGUGUGUAGGUGCCAUGUGAUUUGUUAGAUUGCAGGGCGAUGGGAGAGAGCAAUGGACUAGGAGAAGGCCUUCACACAGCAGUGAAUUGAUCGUGGCUGAUGAUGAAAAUGAUGAUGACCGUAGAAAAAUACAGUAAUCGCUUUAUUGUGAGCAAGUGGAGGAAUUGUCCAGGCUUUUUGCGAGUUUAGCUAAGGAAUCGAGCAAUGGCCGUUAUGUAAAACCAGGUGGGAGCCCUUUGAGAGCCGUAGUAGUCCGAGGCCUUGGUUUAAAUACAGUGAAGCUGCAAAUUCAACAAUUUGGGAAUGUUGCAGCGAAUUAGGAUUGUAUAAUAAUGCUUUUAUUUUAUAUAACGUCAUUCAUGCUAAUAGCAUCCAUUAACGCCGUAUAUUAAUUAUAUAUGGAGACCAAAUCCCAUAUACAGCACUACCAAGCAAAUGAAAACCCUACUACUACAAAGCAAAAUAAAAAAUAAACUAAUUAAGAAAUGGCUCGAAAACAAAAUGCACAAGCAGCUAUCACAACAGAGAAAUUAGUCCAUUCAAUCACAUCCCACGUUUGAGAUUAUAAGACAAAACUAUCUUGCGUGCCUUAUUUUAAUGUUACUAUCUACUUUACGCUAAGCAUAGGAUAAGUAAGGCCUGCCAUUGUGAUUUUGAUCAAGGGACAGGCUCUGAGCGAUGGUUAUGAUGGCAUGCUAAAGAGACCGCAUUAUGGUCAGACUUUUUGUGGCUAUAUUUAGUUAGUCGUCUCGUAUUGUAAAGCCUUGGCUUGUUUUGGUUGACAGGCUUGUACAUUUUAUGGUUGGGCGAUAAGAUUGUUAUGGUCCUGGCUUGACAUUCGGAUUACGGCUAAAAAAAGUCCUAUUUAACCAGAGUUGUGGUUUGCUUAACAAUGUAUUUUUUUGUGCAUGGUGACAUAUAUGACGCAGGGUUGAUGGAUCCACGAUAGCAUCGUGUGUGUGACACUCCUGGAAGGAGAUCGGGUGCCUUUUUAAAAGGCAGUACAGCAAGUAGGUUUAAGACCUGUCUUAUAUGGCCUUUGUGUGUCUUCUAACGGAUAUGGGUUUCUCAGGGUGUUCUGGUUUCCUGCCACAAGUAUAAGUACUGUGCUUGUAAUAAUUUCCCAAGUAUCUCGCGUCAAGCAGGAACCCCUGUAAGAAUGUGAAUGAUACUCGGUGAGGCUUUUUCAGAAGCAAUAAACAAAAACAUCCGUAUCAUUUACAGCAGUAAUCAGAAAUAACACGAGACUUUAUAAAAUGUCUACGGUUUUCUUAUUCUGAUUCCCAUGGCACUAUUCCCAAAUCAGUUGCUGUGCUGUUAAAAAUUCCAUUGUCAGUUUAUUUUAAUGCAUAAAAAAAACUGCUAAGUCUGUAAAAUGUAGAUGUCUUCCUUUGAUUGCCCAAAAUUUUAAGUGGAUCUGGAAAAGUCACAAAAAACAUAAUUGGAAAUGUGCCAAAUUGGUUUUUCAACGGGAAAUGUAAGUUUCCAAUGGGCAUUUCGACACAAGUGUGUACAUUUUAUUUAAAAAAAACUAAUUUUUAAACGCAGCAUUAUGAUGUUUGUUUUCAAAUGCCACUGCCAAUGCAUUAUUGACCUCACUACUUGGAUAGGUGCCGGACGUAGAGCUCCGCGGUGUGUCCAGGUUGUACCGCGUGUUGUUUCGGCACGGGCAAGCGCCCAGAACGUGGUAGCGAAACGUCAGACAUCCCGCCAAACAACACGUGGUUCGGCCCAAAAAACACACGGCGGAGCAUUGUAACUUUUAAUGAUGAUGAAAAUGAUGAUGACCGUAGAAAAACACCGUAAUUGCUUUGCUGUGAGCAAGUGGAGGAAUUGUCCAGGCUUUUUGCGAGUUUAGCUAAGGACUCGCGCAAUGGCCGUUAUGUAAAACCAGGUGGGAGCCCAUUGAGAACCGUAGUAGUCCGAGGUCUUGGUUUAAAUACAGUGAAGCUGCAAAUUCAACAAUUUGUGAAUGUUGCGUUGUGAAUGUUGCGUUCUUUUAUGUGGAGCCAUGAGAACACGGGACGACUUUUGUACUCAACGGAACGUUCGGACUCGAGUGUGUAAGGCUCGCGGUUGCACACCAACCAAUUGGAAUCGACGUUAUUUGUUUCACGUUUGUAAAUAAGCACUCGAAAUAAUAACCUCAUUGCCCACACAAUGUGCCUCAAGUCUUCGUUGCAAAUGCGAUUACGUACAUAUUUAGUUGUACUCGUGAAUUACAACGCAAGUCCAGUUUCUGUUUUUUUUUGUGUUAAGCCAAACCUAAAUUAAUUUGAACGUUUCCUUAAAACGACGUAGUAAAAGUGGUGUGAACAAUUGCAGGGCUGUAGCUAUCUGUAAAACUUGGCCUUUAACCAGGUUUCUAAAACAGCUGGAAGCCGAUGAUCCUAAAAAUAAUUGCCAUCGAGUUUCGGGUCUUCAGGGUAGAGUGUAGUUGAUGGAACGCAACAUUAAUUUUGUUGGCCACAAGUGUUGUGAGAUUUUUAUUAUGUCACGGUUAGCUUUUAAAGCAGCUUUGCUCUCUCCGCUUCAAAAUUGUAAUGAAAGUAGUUGUGAUGUGCGAACGUAUACCGCCAAAUGUGUAAUUGUGAAGGUUACAUCGGUAUAUUUGUACAUAUUUGUUAUAUUCCAAGUUGUCACGUGUCACGUGGGAUAUUGCUGAUGGAUGUGGUGUCCAGCUUGCCUUAUUCAGUUUUAACGCUGCACUGUAAACAAUUAUCUGCAUUGACUUUUCGCCAUGUGUUGACAUAUUAAGACGAUCACAAGGGACGGGGACAACUCGUUGUGCACGCGAUUGAAUAAGUCGCACAGAACUGUGUAUUGAUUUUAGGGGUUUUGAUUGGUUACAAAAUUUAAGUCAAUUCUAGAUUAGAAGUUUUCGUGACUGCAAGGAUCCAUACUCUUUGGUUCUUUCGGUAAAGUCACGUCGAUGAUGCUUGUGUUGCGCCCAAAACGUCGUGAUUUUAUUUAGUUAUUUUCAUUUUUAUUUUAUAUUUUUAAUUUCACCUACGUGACUUUACCGAAAGAACCAAAAAUUAAAUCUACUUUCCACAGCCUGUUUAGAAAAUAUGUUGAUUGCCCUAGAAAUAACGCAGGGCUUGAACUCAAAACAUUACAGGGGCUUGAUUUAUUGUUCUGCACACUUCAUUUUAGCGUGCAUUGGAUUUUCUUAAUCAUUUAUUUCCCAUUGCAAUGUUUAUUGUCUGGGUUUACUGGUGUUUGGAGCGAAGCGCCAGUCUCUCGAGAAAGCCCCAACGAUUUUAAAUGAAUCUCGCGUCCAAAUGCAAGCGCAUAUAAAGACCGUUUCCAAACAAAGUGACGACGGGAUGACGGCGGAAACUUUGGGUUGUGAAGCGUAAACUCCCCAUCGGUGUACAAGCCGCGUCGACGCACGGUUACGUUGGGAUUUAACGCUUACGGGUUUUUGUGUUCCGACUCUCACCAAUCCGUUACCCCACUCCAUCACAAAGAAACGCCUCUGAGCAAAAAGCAACAGCCCUGGAAUGAGAACUGACACGGCUGUCCGUCGCCCCCUGUGUCUUAUUCAGUGAAUGUACUUUAUCUGCCGCGUAGAGCGCAUUGGCAUCAGACUCGUGCCAUUCUCUGACGUUUUUAUAAGGUCAUGCCAUCCGAGUUGAAGAUCACUUAAUAUGGGUUUCAUGCAUUCAACUAAACAACCUGUUGACUAGCAAAUAUAACGCAUGAUACACGUUUGUUUAGCCGUGUUACUAAACCCAGGGGCUUGAAUCCAGACAUACCAUUGCAGUUGGGUUUUUUAGUUUUUUAUGUGCACUGUUACACAAUAUCACAGUUGAAGGGAACUGCAGUAAGGUGCAAAUGAGAACUCCUAAAAACACAACGCACCACGCCCCUCUUCUUUAUUUUCCGUGUGCUGGAAUGCUACGUGCACAGGAGAUAGCCUAAUUCAGGUAUCGGUGUAUAAUAAUCCUUUUUUGUAUUUUUGUGCAAAUUUUAUUUGUGGUAAUGUUAACUAUCAAUGUUGAUACGGUAUAUACUUUAGCUUUUGAAAAAGUUAUUGUCAAUAGAGGCAUUUUACUUAGCCAAGCUAAGUUUCUUACCAUAUAUUUUGCUGGGGAAUGUUAUUAAUCAUUAUAAGGUAUACCCCCAUAUUAACAAUGCUCCUUAUCUGUUUCAGGGAUUAUCGAACUGAUAAAUAUUUGGAAUAUUGUGAAAGUUUGGCUAUGUUUAAACGGCCUCUAUCCUUUUGCUGUGUGCGUGCACCACCGAUGUGUGACCAGGGCUAGAAUAACACACGAGGGUUAAAAAUUAACCCGUAAAAACAAAGUUUUUCACUAUAAAUCCUUUAUAUGCGUGGCGGCUAGAGUCCUCUCGUCCUCUGGCUUGAGAUGGCUGCCACCUAUGGGUCAGAUGAUUGCCUGCCACCAUUAAGCAAUUGGUAAUUAAAUAUAAAAAAAAUUUCCUAAAAAGUGUAAAGUUAUGGAAAUUUUGAACGAAAAGAAAUUGUCACGCACAACGAGUCUGUGUGCAAAAUGUCAGCUCGAUUGGAUCACGGGAAGUGGGUUAAAAAACGACCGAAAGAUUUGCACAGUCGUAAGCGCGCAAGCAAGCAAGCAAGUGAACUUAAUAUAAAGGAUUUAAAAAUACAUCUUAAUAUAAUUCACCAGUGCCACGUAGCCGUUUGCAAGUAGCAUUUGGUACGGCGGCGUCAUUUUCAAAAUAUCGCCCGUGUGUGCCUUCCCUUCAAAGUACUGGAUGGGAUAAAACAAAAUUUUAACACCCUUCUCAACAACACUGUCUUAUUCAUAAUAAACGUUUUUGGGUUAGAUCGCGUUAUUUAUAAAUGUCGUAACCCUCCACCACCCGACAUUUACAAUUGUAAAUGUUGUGGUUUCACUCUUCAACACACCGGUGGGCUAAAGUAGUGAACUAUUUGUCUUUUGUCAACGUGACACUUUUUUUGCUGAUUGGCCGUGUCGGGUGGUGGAGGGUUACGACACAUUUAUAAAUAACGCGAUCUAACCCAAAAACGUUUAUUAUGAAUAUUGGUCGCGAAAGCCUACACGUGUUAAACUAACACUGUCUUAAAAUAUGAAUAUAAUCGGCAACACUGAAAAGCGGUGUUAUUGACGAGUGCUUUAUAUAUAUCAAUAUUCAUGGAUGAAAAGUUUUGUUGUGGCACAUCUGAGCUGUGUGGUGGAUGGGGUUUGAACCGUGCUUUUGACAUCUGGAUACUCAGGCUCGUUUGCAAUCUGUUCUGUCACCUGAAUGUCUCGACAUAUUUAGCUAAUGUGAACUUUAAAUGCCUCCAAGCAUUGCAAACAUCACUGUUUAAACCUUGUGUAAGGAAGCAAUACAUUUAUUUGCAACAACAAAAAACUUUGAUUGUAACCCUCAAUUUCGCUUCCAUCAAUGUGUGCCUUUUUUAAAUGAAUGGAAACCUCAAUAAACCCUGUUUUUAAAGGUGA
Lethenteron reissneri (Far Eastern brook lamprey) is the source of this 11530-nucleotide messenger RNA. Its product is annotated as sortilin-like. Gene Ontology annotation, cellular component: Golgi apparatus; membrane. Lineage: Eukaryota; Metazoa; Chordata; Hyperoartia; Petromyzontiformes; Petromyzontidae. Gene Ontology annotation, molecular function: protein binding. The record is from RefSeq and is a predicted model, not a curated record. Gene Ontology annotation, biological process: vesicle organization; Golgi to endosome transport; endocytosis.